GGGACAAAGAACGCUAGAAACCCCCACUUUCGCUUGGACCCCUGUUAGAGCAUAUCGUCUAAACUGUCUUGAACAUGGGACGACCCUUGAAAACCAACUCCUGAACAGAAACCUCGAACGCCUAUCGAACGAUUUAGGGUGUCUCUUGUAAUACAUCUUUUGACUCACGCUCCUUUACUAUCAUUCCUUUUUGUUCACAACCACGCGAGCUCUGGUCUCCAUCUCUUUUUCGAAUUAUUUACCCUUGGAGAAUAUUCCCUACCCCGCGAUUUGAUUUAUUCGAACAGGCCAGACUUGUUCAUUUUCCUGUCUCCUGAUAUGGCGCGACAUCUUUCCGUUAUCGUCAUUCUGGCGAUCGCGGGUUUCUUGGUCCUGACUUUCACGAAUUCCUUUGGCGACAAAUCAGGACAGAUACGACAAGUAUUGCCUGUCGGGAGUGUUACCGAACGACCACCAGCUGAUCCAGCACCAAUUACAUCAAAUCUGAAACCAGAUACGAAAGCAAAUGUGGAAGCGGAUGUGAAGACAGAAGUGAAAGAAGAAGUGAAAGCAGAUGCGAAACCAGACUGGAAGUCAGAUCUUGCCCCGCUGCAAGGCGAUAUUCUCACAGGAGGCGCAAUAGCCCCAAAACUAGAGAAUGCAACUUUGAAGGCCGAACUUGGUCGCUCGACCUGGAAAUUCCUCCAUACCAUGAUGGCGCGCUUCCCCGAUAAACCCACCGAAGACGACUCCCUUGCUCUUAAGACUUUUGUACAACUAUUCGCACGUCUAUACCCUUGUGGCGACUGUGCGCGGCACUUUCAAAAGCUCCUUGCCAAGUAUCCGCCGCAAGUCAGCUCGCGCAAUGCGGCUGCGGGUUGGGCUUGCUUUAUGCAUAACCAAGUCAAUGAGAGGUUGAAGAAGCCCCUAUUUGACUGUAAUAGCAUUGGUGAUUUCUAUGACUGCGGUUGUGGGGAUGAGAAGAAAGAGACAACGGAAACCAUAGGGGAACUCAAGUUAGAAAAGGAAGGGCUGACUAAAGGUGGUUGAUUAUACCAUCGUAAGGGGUCUUCAUUUUGUUUUGGGAGCAUAGCGGCUGGAGUUCCUGGUCAUCAGUCUUCAUUGUUUCUGAGUAGAAAAUAUCCACACAUCUCAUUACGCAUCCUAUUAAAUCUUUAAUGCUUUAUCGUGAAGACCAACCUUUCCUCCUUUGUAUAGGUACCUUUGACUAUUGCCGAUGACUACCCAUUUUGUAUCACCUCCAUAUAAGUCUAACUAGGUACCUACUCAAACAGCGGUAUAUCUAUAUCUUUCUACUCUGGCUAUUAUUGAACAUGCUCUUUCAUUGGGGGAAUAGAAAUCAUGAUAUUCUUUAGCUGAAAUAAAGCUACAUUACUUGCAUAUGCAGGUACUGAGGCACAGAAAUACGUACCACGGAGGGAAA
Annulohypoxylon truncatum is the source of this 1423-nucleotide messenger RNA. RefSeq names its product ERV/ALR sulfhydryl oxidase domain-containing protein. Gene Ontology annotation, molecular function: flavin adenine dinucleotide binding; flavin-dependent sulfhydryl oxidase activity. NCBI's taxonomy places the organism in Eukaryota, Fungi, Ascomycota, Sordariomycetes, Xylariales, Hypoxylaceae. The record is from RefSeq and is a predicted model, not a curated record. Bases 319 to 1029 code for a protein of 236 amino acids. Gene Ontology annotation, cellular component: mitochondrion. The transcript is spliced from 2 exons.